This is a messenger RNA of Lucilia sericata (common green bottle fly), 1659 nucleotides long. RefSeq names its product paired box pox-neuro protein (gene Poxn). Bases 275 to 1648 code for a protein of 457 amino acids. The transcript is spliced from 4 exons. Gene Ontology annotation, molecular function: RNA polymerase II cis-regulatory region sequence-specific DNA binding; DNA-binding transcription factor activity, RNA polymerase II-specific. Gene Ontology annotation, biological process: regulation of transcription by RNA polymerase II; anatomical structure development. NCBI's taxonomy places the organism in Eukaryota, Metazoa, Arthropoda, Insecta, Diptera, Calliphoridae. The record is from RefSeq and is a predicted model, not a curated record.
CUUCUCUCUUUUACAGGCAUUAAUACAGCGAUUUCGUGGAAAAAUCAAUCAUAAAAUCAACGUAAACAAAUACUUUUUUAAGCUACAGCUUGGAUUCACUGGACAACUGGCUGUUGGUUGGUUGGCACGGUCGUAAAAAAAAACUAUCUACAGUUCAGUGAGCAUUUAUUUUGUGAUUUUAUAGCUCCGGCUAAGAUACGAGCUCAGUGAUUAGAAAUAAGUCUUUACAGACAGACGUCUCUCAUUAAAACGUAAACGCGAAGCCUCCGCCACUAUGCCGCAUACAGGUCAAGCUGGUGUUAAUCAGUUGGGUGGAGUUUUUGUAAAUGGACGUCCAUUGCCGGAUUGUGUUCGUCGACGCAUUGUGGAACUGGCGUUAUGUGGUGUUAGACCUUGUGAUAUAUCACGCCAACUAUUGGUAUCCCAUGGCUGUGUUUCAAAAAUUCUUACACGUUUUUAUGAAACGGGUUCAAUACGUCCAGGGUCCAUAGGAGGCAGUAAAACAAAGCAAGUGGCCACCCCUACAGUUGUGAAGAAAAUAAUACGUUUGAAGGAGGAAAACAGCGGUUUGUUUGCCUGGGAGAUACGUGAACAGUUACAGCAGCAACGUAUAUGCGAUCCCAGCUCGGUGCCCUCAAUAAGUUCCAUUAAUCGCAUAUUACGCAAUAGUGGUUUAUGGACUGAUGAAAUGACUUCAAACCAACAAAAUGCAGCUGCAGUAGCGGCAGCCUCUGGUGGACAUCAUGUAGGAACAGCACCAUAUAAUGCGCCUAAUCAAUUGUAUGCUAAUGCAACCAACUCCUCCAGUGCAACCAGUUCAACAUCGGAUCCCGCAACAUACACACAUAAUAGGUCUUCUCAUUCUCAACCACCAAUUGGCCUACCGAAUGCUUAUCGAUAUGGUGAAGGUUCUAAUGUAGUAUCUGGCACCAAUUCACUACCAACAGUAGCAGCAGCCGAUCAUCCUAUUAAACCUUCACCAAAACACCCCUUAAAUGUACUGGCCACCACUAGUUCUAGCCCACCGUCGCUUACGACUCAAUUAACUGCACAAGAUUUAUCGUAUUCGGCAGCUUUACAGAAGCAUUGGUUUUGGAAUCCAUCCCUGCUCUACUAUACACAACAUGUCCAAGCCGCUAGUCAAUUCUUGCCCUAUGCCGCUCAUACUCAGCAUCCACCAAAUACAUAUUUUCCUUCUUCACUGCAUGGCUCUAGCAGUGGAGGUUACACCAAAUCGGAAAGUUCAAUUGACUUGACUACACCGUCAGCGGGGGAUACUCUAAGUGAUUGUGAUUCUGGAAAAUCCUCCCCGGCUACCAUAAACCUAAGCACAUCCUCAACGCGUAAACGCAAUCCCUAUUCCAUUGAAGAGCUCCUCAAGAAACCAGAGAAGCGUAUGCGCCUAAAUGCAUCAUUAGACCAGAAUGAUCUGAAAUUAAAUAGUUCCCUUAAUUUAAGUCCCAAAAAAGAGGACUGCAACAUUAGUGUGUGUUCGGCUAGUAGCAGCAGCAAUCACAGCAGUACCGGCAGCCACAUCAGUUGUGUGGGCGAGGACAGUUGUGACGAUGAUCGCCGUUGCUCGCCAACACUUAAUGUGGCAUCAGCUGAAACGGAAGAUAACUGUGAACCUGUCGAGGUGGUCAAUUAAAGCGUCAUUAU